CGUGUGUUGUGCUGCGUUCACGGACCCGCUCUGGUUGUAUUUGUACGUUCGAAGGAGUCCGGAGUCAAAUUCCUGAACACGUAGGAAGGAAGCAGCUCGUUACGCUGCUCCAACUCCUACGACGCAGCGUCUAACGGACCACAGCUGAAGUGAUCAUCGAUGACAGACUGAUGUGUCUCUGCUCCAGCUUCAGACCUCGCUCACAGCUCUCGGAUAUUUUCCAUCUUUUUCCUCCACAUUUUCUUUAAUUCAACGCCAAAAUCCACAUUAAGAUGAACCGUUUCUGACUGUUUUUGCGCAUUCGAACUCGCUUCUUAAACACAAAACAGUAUGUAAUGUAACACGUUGGUAUAUUCUCUUGCGAACGUGUUUGUUGUUUGAUCAGAGAACGUGUUAUUAUACAUAUUGGAUUCGUGCGUAAAAGCCGGAUUUUUGUGCGUUAUUCUUCCAAAACUGUGGAGAAGCAAAAAGGAAGAGACUGGAUUCACUUUUCCAACAACGGAAAUGAGAUCAGAGCCAGCGGCUGAUUCCACUUCUGCUAAAAAACAUGGUCGAUGGGAUCCAGCAGCUCUGUACCGGGAUCUGAGCUGUUUCACUUGUGGCUCCACACAAUACUGAAGGGUCUGGAAGAUGUUCGCAGGACUACUGGGACUGGACUGUCACAACAAGUCUCUGCUGCACCUCAGUGAAGGUGGCAGAGCGUCAACGGCAGCUGCCAGCUCUGGACGUAAGAGGCUCCACCGAAGACCAGGGUACAUGAGAGGAGAGCAGUCCAGACUACAGUCUCCUCAGAAUGGGUGGGGAGAAGAAGAGGAGGAGGAGGAGGAGGAAGAUGAAGGAAGGACACUUUGCAUGAGCAAUGGGAAGACUGGAUGUCCAUAUGACCUCAUUGAAGCCACCUGCACUCACAGGACGUGUCCAACACCUGCUGUUGUGUCCUUCAAAAGUCAGUCACCCACUGGUAAACUCACAUGUAGCACUAGGACCAGUCAGAGCGCCGUCUGCCUGGUGACCCCUCCUCUGUCCAACACAGACUGCAGGAAAACCAGUGCGUCCUCGCUGCCUCCACCGCUGGACUCGUUCAGCUCCAGCUUCAGUUUUAUCCAACAGUCACUGAACUCUAGGACAAACACAACCACUGCUGUGAGGGCCUCAAACCCAGAACCACUUAUUAACCACACUAGUGCACCGACUGGGUCUCAACCAAAACCAGAGACUGUUUACACUGAUGUGUCCACAAACUCCGCUCCGGUCCAGUCACUGUCCUCCUCUGUCGGCCAAUCAGAGAGAGAGGAGCUAUCUUUAGGUGUGAGAUUUUGGCGUGAAUGUCCCUGGGACGGCAGAGAGGCUACAACCAAUCAGCCGGACUGUGACUCGGAGAUCACAUCAUCGUUGUCCGUGGACUCGGACACGGCGUCGGCCUCCUCAGUCACCUCGGGGUACGAGAGUGCGACACCUGCCUCCGACCACUGCUGGGAGAUCCUGGUGAGGAAGUACGAUGUGGUGCUGCAGGACUGUCUCCAAAACAAUCGCACACACACAAAGAUCGAGUCCAUGAUGUUGAAGCUGCAGAGACUCCAGCAGAAGUCCAUUUUGGACGAUGACUAUGACGCAGCUGAACGUUUUGGAAAGAAGCUGGAGGAGUUGAAUAAGGAGAGAGGGGAUCUGCAGCUGGGUUUACCCUCCCUGCAGCCCUGCGUGGCUCUGUUCCUGGAGCGGCUGAGACAGGUGGUGAACAGCGCCCUCCAGAGGGCAGAAUAUGGUCAACGCAGAGAGGGCGCCGGCGCUGAUGGAGGGGAGCGAUCGGAGUCACUGCAGGGUCCGUUACAUCAGAGGGAUCUGCUGGUCCAGGAGAAACGCAGGGUGGAGGAGGAGAUGACCGAGCUGCAGCGCAGGUUGGCAGAGCUGAAGGACCGCAGUCGGUGUCUGGAGCAGCAGAUCCAGCAGCAGGAGCAGCAGGUGGAGGCUAAGGAGCUGGAAGGCUCCGUGCUGAAGAGCUGCAACGUGGCCCAGCUCUGUGACGUGAGCCGGAGCCUGAGGGACCUGGUCACUUCUGAGAACCGAAUGCAGAUUUCUGUGGCUUUGCCACCGUCCAUUCUCAGGCUCCAGGAACAAGAGCAAGCAUUGAAUCUGUCCAUCAAGGAAGCCACUGCCAAAGUGGUCAUGAGUCAAAGGCUGGGCAGCAGCCUGCGCAGGAAAGUGAGUGAGACCGAAACACAGCUUCUGGCGCUGCAUGAGGCCAAACUGGCCGCCAUCUCCGGUAAUGACUUCAGCAGUGCUAAGGAGCUGAAGGCUGAGAUGAAGGCCGUGCACCAGGAGAGGGAUCGCCUGGAGUCUUUGGCCAAGAGGCUGCACAGCCUCAGCUCAGGGAGCAGCCAGGAGCUGGCCAGGAUGAAGGAGCAGCGGCAGCAGCUCCGGCAGGAGCUGGAGCAGAGGGAGGCCGGGCACGAGAGCCGACUGAAAGAGAACACAACCAAGUACAUUGAGCUGUUGGAAGACAGGCUGCACAGUUUCGGUUGUCCGGGUUUGGAGCGGAUCUGGGAAGCUGACCUGGAAGCCUGUCACCUUUUCUUACGAGGGCUCCAGCUGCGGACCCCCAGCUGCGGGGGAGCCGAGGUGGAUGACCUGCCUCCUCCUCUUCCUCGCCCUGCUGCUGCACCUCCAGCUCAGCCAUCCACCAAAGAAGAGGAGGAAGACUGUGCUAUGCUGACGGCCUUAGGAGGUCGCUGGUGCCCUGAUGCCAACCUACAGAACUCGGAGUUCACAAAGAAAUUGGAGGAGUUCCUGUUCUGUAUGGAGGAUAAUCACCCAGAGGAUGGAUGCAGCGAGGCUGAGGAUGCAGACCUGACAGAGCGAUGUGAACUCAUCAGUGACAGGCUAAUGAUGUUGGAAGAUGAAUUGCAAACGGCCAUACUAAACCAGGAUCAUGCCCUCACCCAGUCUCUCGAAAAGGAAGUCCAGAAGGUGAAAGCCACUUUACAGACCAUGCUCGCACAACUCAAGGAAGAAGACGAAGACGAAGUGAAUGCCCUAACAGAUGACGACCUGAUGAAAAAUGUGACUGAUGAUGAUGAGGAGGAUGAGGAGGACGAGGAAGAAGAGGACCAGUAUUUCAGUGACAGCUGGGACAUUUGAAACAGAAGCCUGUGGUGUUUUAUGACCACUCACUCACAGACUGUGGCUCUUUGAGACCCUGACCCUGGCUUUGCAGUAGUAGUGACCCUAUAUCCAUUUACUCGAGAGCAUCACUCAAAGAGCUUUACAGUCAGGAAACAUAAAGGCUUAGAAGCUCUGUGUGGACCAUUUUAUCAGGAUAUGGAAAAAAGAUUUUUUUUAAAUGCAAUCAGACACUUCAAGUCUGAUUUAAAGACAUUUUUCAACUCUUUCUAGACUACAUUUUAUUAAGGUGAAUAGUCUCGAGCCACUAGGUGGACAUUAAAAUUAUAUGGAUGGAUUCAGAAAUAAAAACGUAAUUU
Cynoglossus semilaevis (tongue sole) is the source of this 3476-nucleotide messenger RNA. RefSeq names its product DISC1 scaffold protein (gene disc1). The transcript has 14 exons. Gene Ontology annotation, biological process: cilium assembly; neuron migration. Gene Ontology annotation, cellular component: microtubule; intermediate filament cytoskeleton; microtubule organizing center. Lineage: Eukaryota; Metazoa; Chordata; Actinopteri; Pleuronectiformes; Cynoglossidae. The coding region runs from base 631 to 3135 and encodes 834 amino acids. The record is from RefSeq and is a predicted model, not a curated record.